Trichoderma virens Gv29-8 is the source of this 1965-nucleotide messenger RNA. RefSeq lists its product as uncharacterized. Lineage: Eukaryota; Fungi; Ascomycota; Sordariomycetes; Hypocreales; Hypocreaceae. The transcript is spliced from 2 exons. Gene Ontology annotation, molecular function: protein binding. The annotation marks the transcript as partial. The record is from RefSeq and is a predicted model, not a curated record.
GAGACUCAGCAGCAGCAGCAGCCUUCACACUCGAGCCCUUUCUGGCUUGUACCCUUCAACAGGAACUUCUCAUUUGUAGGGAGAAAUGAAAUUUUUACGGAGAUUGAUCGAGCGUUUGAGGUACAGGACGGCAAUCAACCGAGAGUAGCGCUUUGCGGUCUUGGAGGCAUAGGAAAAUCUCAGGUAGCAUUAGAAUAUUGCUAUCGAAGACGCGGUAAAGAUGCCAACUGCUCUAUCUUCUGGGUAAACGCGGCCACAGUUGCUCGUUUUGAAGAGUCUCUCAACUACAUUGCGAGUAAAUGCGGUAUAAACACCUCGGAUGGCGCCAAAUCCGAUGCGGCACUACUUUUGAAGGACUGGCUCGAAGUUCAACAUGUAGGACCGUGGCUAAUGAUCAUUGAUAAUGUGGACGAUGGGGAUGCCUUCUUUCACGGAAAGAUGACAGUCGGCAAAACUCCUUCCGAGUGCAUUCCGAACUGCCAGAACGGGUCUUUGCUAUUCACCACAAGGAGCCGCGACUUGGUCUUCGACGGAGCGAAUCCCACACCCUCCGUCUCAAUCCACGAGUUGGGUAAAUCAGAAGGGCUGGAUCUCGUAAGAAAGCAAUUACGAAAUAACGAGCCCGAAAACCUGAUUUUUGAGCUACUUGAAGAACUCGAGUAUAUUCCCCUCGCCAUCGCCCAAGCAAUUGCCUUCAUGGUAAAGAAGCAAAUGACAGUUCAAGAAUAUCUAGAACAAUAUCGCAAGAGUGAUACAGUUAAGGCAAAACUUCUUAUCCAUGAUGGCUAUGCGCAACCGGAAAAUACCCUUGAGUCGGUAAGUAAGACAUGGAAACUAUCCUUCGAGUCCAUACGGGACUCAAAUCGAAAAGCAGCGGACUUGUUGUGUCUCAUCAACUUCUUUCAACAUCACGGAAUUCCCGCUAUUCUCUUGCAUAAUGGGGACGAAGUCGGGGAAGAUUUCCAUUUCCAGGAAGCUGCCGAGCUCUUGAAAGCUUUUUCGUUUAUUGAUGAGAGCGAUUCAGUGUUUAGCACACAUCGUCUCGUGCAAUUGGCAACAAGGUGGUGGUUGGAAGAAGAGAAACCUCAGGAGGUAGACAAAUGGGCUUUCGAAGCAUUGAAGUCCAUCGCAUCUCAAUUUCCCGAGCCAUCAUCACAACCAAAGCCGGAAUACUUCAAAAUUGGAGAAAUGUUGCUUCCUCAUGCCGAGUGGAUCCUGCAGUAUCAAUUCAAGAUGACCACAAAGGAUUCUGAGAUCAUCCGAGCGAGGUUACUGGCUUCAUCAGGAAGAUAUAUUCAUUGGAAUGGAAACUAUGACGAAGCACGAUUAAGAUUCCAACGAUCUUUCGAAAUAAAUUUCGUCUAUCUAGGCGAAAAGCAUGUCGAUACGUUGACUAGCAUGGGAUUACUGGGCUGGACUAUCUCCGUUUUUGACCAGGAUCUUUUAGGUCUUCCAAUUCUCCAAAAGGUGGUGGAAUUUCGGCGCGAAGUUCUUGGUGAAGAUGACCCGAGGACAAUUGACAGUUUGAGCGACCUUGCUACGGCUAUUGCUUUGACAGGGGAUUAUGAAGAAUCGGAGAGAAUGCAGCGUGAAGCUUUGGCCCGCAGUGAACGUGUUCUCGGGUUGAAGAAUAGUGAUACCAUGAACUGUAUGUCUCAUCUUGCCAAUGUUCUAGACGAACAGGGUAAGCCUGAGGAAGCAGCAAAAUUGCUGCAUACUGUCUACGAGACCAAGAAAGAGUUGCUCGGAAAUCUCCAUCCAGAUGUCCUCACUGCUGAGCAUAAUUUGGCCUUUAUGCUUUGCCAAGAUGACGAAAGAAUAGACGAAGCUCUAUCCAUCUAUCGUCGCAAUUUGAGAAAUAAGAGAGAAGUGCUUGGCCCGGCUCACAGCGAAACUCUUACAACAGCAUAUAAUCUCAUCACAUACCUUGCCUUGAACGAUAGAGUUUCAGAAGCAAGAGCGCUA